Messenger RNA from Durusdinium trenchii, 1149 nucleotides. NCBI's taxonomy places the organism in Eukaryota, Dinophyceae, Suessiales, Symbiodiniaceae. The record is from the annotation of a GenBank genome assembly.
AUGAACUGUUCCACGAUCAUGCUGAGGACGACCUGCAGCGAGGUGGGCGAGCCCGUGUGCCAUGACGGCCUUGAGCCUCUCACGCUGCGCUUGGAUGAGGACAGCGUGAUGUGCUACCUGCCACAGCUCCUGGAGAGUCCCUCCAGCGCCACUAGCUGCUACACUGCACUGGCUGAGACGCUGCAGAGGCUGCUGGCCACCGUGCCGGCACCGCCGAAGGACUCCUCCAGUGAGAACGACCGGGCUCAGUUCUAUGGCAGCGGGAGCUUUGGGAAGGGCGACUUCCGCUUCAACCCCCGCUGGUGCCUGGCUGGUCGUGCUUUGGAGGAUGAGAAUUCGAAGGAGGUGCUGUACCUCAAGGAGAGGGUUGAAGAAGAGACACUGCGGACCUUACAGGGUUUGCCUGAUGAGUGCAGAGAGGUUGCUCAUGGGCUGAGCGAGCAAGCAGAGAGCCUUGGGUCCGAGCUCGAGCCCUUCUUCAACAGUGUCUUGGUGAACUUCUACCUGGAUGGACGGGCUCAGAUCAAGUGGCAUGCCGACGACGAGAACUGCUAUGGUCCUGCCGAGCGCAUCGUCAUCGGCUCCGUCUCUCUGGGCGCCCCACGACCCUUCGAACUCCGGCGGACGCCACGCAAGGGCGACGGGCGAAAUGCUCAGGAGCGGCGAAGGAUUUGGCUGCAGCCGGGCUCCCUGCUGAUCAUGGCAGGCGCCAUGCAGGCGAAGUGGCAACACUCGCUGCCUGCAGAUCCCACCUGCUCCACGCCGCGCAUCAACCUCACCUUCCGCCGCAUCGUGGGUCCGCGCCGCCGCGGCGAGCCCGAGCCUUCGCCCGCGGACGACCAGCAGCGCCCAAAAGGGGAGAGAAAACAGACCGCGGAGCGCGCUCCCGCGCCGACGUGCGGAGCUGGGGAGGAGAGAGUGGUGCCACAGAAAGAAGCAGGUCGUGUGACCACACAGCCCGUGGCGAACCGCUUUGCGGCGGCCGAGGUGGCGCGACGUUUGCAGGACGAGAUCGCAUCGCUGAAGCCGAUGGUGGUGGAACCCAACACGCCCCUGGCCGAUGAGCUCACGCUCCGCGAGACCUUGCUGCGGCAGUUCUCCCUGGUCUGGGCCGAAGACGGCCAGGAUCAUGAGGCCGGGUCGAAGUGA